This is a messenger RNA of Silurus meridionalis, 727 nucleotides long. It is a transcript of the gene ncbp2as2, whose product is annotated as protein NCBP2AS2. The coding region runs from base 303 to 563 and encodes 86 amino acids. The transcript is spliced from 2 exons. Lineage: Eukaryota; Metazoa; Chordata; Actinopteri; Siluriformes; Siluridae. The record is from RefSeq and is a predicted model, not a curated record.
UAUAAAGAGCCAGAAUCACACACGAUCAAUCUUAAACCCAGUAAAGUUGGAGUGUUCUGAAUCCUGGUACCGUAUUUUUUUUUUACUGACACGACGGUGCGAGAACAAUCUCCUGAUCAGCGCACACCAGAUAGUGAAACUCCCUUAAAAUUGGUCCUUCGAGCGAGAUAGUAAACCUGAACUUAACCAAACCGGAAGUGCCGAGGAAGACUUAUGGUGUAACACCGAGCGCUGGUUUAGUCGCUCGAAACCUUGACCGCUUCACUGUUUAGCGUGUGUGUGUGUGUGUAAACAGCGGCGUCAUGGUGUUACGGAGGCUCGUGUACGCGUUGAUCAACAACGCGCAGCUGGUGGAGAGGCUGGCCGAGUCGAGGCCCAUCCGCCGGGCGGCGCAGCUCACAGCUUUCGCCAUCACCCGCGUGCAGCUCGCCGGCAAGGACGCCGCCCGCCAGAUCCGCUCCGGAGAGGUUGGCCGGAGAGGCGUGAGACUUCGAGACAGUUUCCUCCGGGAGGUGAAGGAGGGCAUAAGAGACGCGUCCCGACAAAUUAAGGACAAGAAGUGACCAGUGAAAGUCUGUGUGAACUCUCAGUGUCGGGUUUCCAGAAGAACUGCUUCUUUUGCUGUGUAUAUAUAAUUAUUAGUGAUCUAAAUGUGCAUAUAAAUAGGUCUGAUUGACUGUUUAAUAUUAAUAAAAAAUAAAUAAAUCAGGGGAUAAUGAUAAAUAAA